This is a messenger RNA of Indicator indicator, 3847 nucleotides long. It is a transcript of the gene TCERG1, whose product is annotated as transcription elongation regulator 1. Gene Ontology annotation, molecular function: RNA polymerase binding; transcription coregulator activity. The record is from RefSeq and is a predicted model, not a curated record. The coding region runs from base 2 to 2995 and encodes 997 amino acids. The transcript is spliced from 20 exons. NCBI's taxonomy places the organism in Eukaryota, Metazoa, Chordata, Aves, Piciformes, Indicatoridae. Gene Ontology annotation, cellular component: nucleus.
GAUGGCUCAGCAGCAAGCACUGAGGUUUCGUGGCCCAGCUCCCCCACCCAACGCGGUGAUGCGGGGCCCCCCGCCACUCAUGCGGCCACCUCCACCCUUCGGCAUGAUGCGAGGGCCCCCUCCGCCACCUCGCCCCCCAUUUGGACGUCCUCCCUUUGACCCCAACAUGCCUCCCAUGCCGCCUCCAGGAGGGAUUCCUCCCCCGAUGGGACCUCCACAUUUACAGAGACCACCAUUUAUGCCUCCUCCCAUGGGUAGCAUGCCACCACCUCCUGGUAUGAUGUUCCCUCCAGGAAUGCCUCCUGUCACUGCUCCUGGCACGCCAGCAAUGCCUCCAGCUGAAGAGAUCUGGGUAGAAAACAAGACCCCGGAUGGCAAGGUGUACUUCUACAACGCACGCACGCGUGAGUCAGCCUGGACCAAGCCGGAUGGGGUCAAGGUGAUCCAGCAGUCAGAGCUGACGCCCAUGCUGGCGGCGCAGGCCCAGGCCCAGGCUGUUGGUGCCUCCACGCCGACCACCAGCAGCCCUGCUUCUGCAGCAUCUCCAUCCACCUCCUCCAGCACUCAGUCCUCCACGACCUCCACCACCACCACAGCCACUUCAGUGUCACAGACCAUCUCCACACCUACCACACAAGACCAGACCCCGAGUUCGGGUGUUUCAGUUGCCACACCAUCAGUCAGUGUUUCAACCUCUGCUCCUUCUGCUACACCUGUGCAGACUGUACCCCAGCCAGUCCCACAGACAUUGCCUCCUGCAGUUCCUCAUGCAGUGCCGCAGCCAACUGCAGCAAUUCCUGCUUUUCCACCAGUAAUGGUACCUCCAUUUCGUGUCCCCCUUCCUGGCAUGCCUAUUCCACUUCCAGGUGUAGCAAUGAUGCAAAUAGUCAGCUGCCCGUAUGUAAAGACAGUCGCUACCACCAAGACCGGUGUCCUGCCAGGCAUGGCCCCUCCCAUCGUGCCCAUGAUCCACCCCCAGGUUGCCAUUGCUGCUUCGCCUGCUACGCUGGCUGGAGCCAGUGCAGUCUCUGAGUGGACAGAGUACAAGACAGCAGAUGGGAAGACUUACUAUUAUAACAACAGGACUUUGGAGUCAACGUGGGAGAAACCUCAAGAGCUGAAAGAGAAAGAAAAAAUGGAAGAGAAGAUUAAAGAGCCAAUUAAAGAGCCCACGGAGGAGCCAUUACCCAUGGAGACAGAAGAAGAAGAGCCAAAAGAAGAACCUAUAAAAGAACUUAUAAAGGAGGAGCCGAAGGAGGAAGAGAUGACUGAAGAAGAGAAAGCAGCUCAGAAGGCCAAGCCAGUAGCAACCACUCCUAUUCCAGGAACCCCAUGGUGUGUGGUGUGGACUGGUGAUGAGCGUGUCUUCUUCUACAACCCCACCACGCGUCUGUCCAUGUGGGACCGACCUGACGACCUCAUUGGAAGAGCUGAUGUCGACAAGAUUAUCCAAGAACCUCCUCACAAAAAAGGAAUGGAAGAAGCAAAAAAACUUAUGUUGUUGCAAUCUGUUACAGUCAGAGAAGAGCAUGAAUCCACAGAGGAUGCAAACGAGGACGAGCCAAUCAAAAUCAAAAAGCGCAAGAAGGAUGAUAACAAAGAUAUUGAUUCAGAGAAGGAGGCUGCUAUGGAAGCUGAAAUUAAAGCCGCCCGAGAGAGAGCCAUUGUCCCACUGGAGGCUCGGAUGAAACAGUUCAAGGACAUGCUUCUAGAAAGAGGGGUUUCUGCUUUUUCAACGUGGGAAAAAGAGCUGCACAAGAUAGUUUUUGAUCCUCGUUACUUACUUCUCAACCCAAAAGAAAGAAAACAGGUGUUUGAUCAGUAUGUGAAAACGCGAGCAGAAGAGGAGCGCAAGGAGAAGAAAAACAAAAUAAUGCAGGCCAAGGAGGAUUUCAAGAAAAUGAUGGAAGAAGCAAAGAUUAAUCCAAGAACUACUUUUAGUGAAUUUGCAGCCAAGCAUGCUAAAGACUCGAGGUUCAAGGCAAUUGAAAAGAUGAAAGAUCGAGAGGCCUUGUUUAAUGAAUUUAUCACAGCGGCAAGAAAGAAGGAAAAAGAAGACUCGAAGACCAGAGGGGAGAAGAUCAAAAUGGACUUCUUUGAGCUCCUGGCUAACCACCACCUGGACAGUCAGUCUCGCUGGAGCAAAGUGAAGGACAAAGUGGAGACUGACCCCCGUUACAAGGCAGUGGAUAGCUCCUCACAGAGGGAAGACCUUUUCAAACAGUACAUAGAGAAAAUAGCCAAGAACUUAGACUCUGAGAAGGAGAAGGAGCUGGAGAGGCAGGCGCGCAUCGAGGCGAGCCUGCGGGAGCGUGAGCGCGAGGUGCAGAAAGCACGCUCGGAGCAGACCAAGGAGAUCGACCGGGAGCGUGAGCAGCACAAGCGGGAGGAGGCCAUCCAGAACUUCAAAGCCCUUCUGUCUGACAUGGUGCGUUCUUCAGAUGUGUCCUGGUCUGAUACCAGGAGGACCCUACGCAAAGAUCACCGGUGGGAAUCAGGCUCCUUGCUAGAAAGAGAAGAGAAAGAGAAGCUCUUCAACGAGCACAUUGAAGCACUUACCAAAAAAAAGAGGGAACACUUUAGGCAGCUCCUGGAUGAAACUUCAGCGAUAACUUUAACAUCAACGUGGAAAGAAGUGAAAAAAAUCAUUAAAGAAGAUCCAAGGUGCAUUAAAUUUUCUUCAAGUGACAGGAAGAAGCAAAGGGAGUUUGAGGAGUACAUCCGGGACAAAUACAUCACUGCCAAAGCUGACUUCAGGACGCUGCUGAAAGAGACCAAAUUUAUAACCUACAGAUCCAAAAAGCUGAUCCAGGAGUCAGAUCAGCACCUGAAGGAUGUAGAGAAGAUCUUACAGAAUGACAAGCGUUACCUGGUGCUCGACUGUGUGCCGGAGGAGAGGCGCAAGCUGAUCGUGUCCUAUGUGGAUGACCUGGACCGCCGGGGCCCACCUCCACCACCCACAGCCUCAGAGCCCACAAGGCGAACAACGAAAUAGUCCUGAAAUACUCCUCAGCUGGGGGUAUCUUAAAUCCAAAAGCUUGCAUGAGCCAUCUGUCAGGUUUAUACAUACACAUUGCCGUGAGUACAGUGCAAAACCAUCUGAGGAGCAGAGGAAGAAGCAGCGUUUGUGAACAUGAAAUGGUCUCCGGGUGGGUGGGGGAGAGCCAACAACAAAAAGCCCACGUUGAAGGUAUUUAUGAGCUUCUCUGGGGCAUGACUGACAAGAAUGGGAGUGUGUGGGUGGUGUUUGGUGACCAGCUCUGGAGUGAUGCAGUGUCUGUGUGUGAGGUGUGGGUGGUGGGAUGUGGAGGCUGCCUUCUAGGCAAGGUCCUAGGUGUGAGUCUUGUGGUUUGAACUUGUGUGGCAUUGUGUGCCACCAGCUUCCCAGUGUUACUGUGGGCCUUCGCUGGGAAGAAAAGUGCUGCCCAGGACCUUAAAUUAUUGGUUACUGUGUUUUGGAGACACAGCUCCUAGUCCUCUGCUUGCCUGCACCCCUGGGUUGGAGCUCAAUCCAUCCCAGCCAGGGUUAGAACUGAGAGAAUUGGGCCUGAGAGACCAAACCAAACUUGUUCACAGCUCUGCUUUGUUCCUCCCCCAACCUACGGGUUAGACACAGACCAGGUUGCUCUGCCCAAGUGAAGACUUAUCUGAUAGCUUCUCCCCGAGGCUGGAGCUGCUGGGUGAGUGCCGACACAAGACAGGACGGUUGUACAAACACCUUUUUCUUUACCAUCAAGUGAUCUUUACACACUCUGGAUUAGACUGUGGAUCUCCCCUCUGGGCAACUCUUGUAAACUAUACUCCUGUUUUGAAUGUUAAACUCGUGUUUCUAAAGUUUAAUUUUGAA